Messenger RNA from Solea solea (common sole), 2738 nucleotides. It is a transcript of the gene tbc1d2b, whose product is annotated as TBC1 domain family, member 2B. The transcript is spliced from 11 exons. Lineage: Eukaryota; Metazoa; Chordata; Actinopteri; Pleuronectiformes; Soleidae. Bases 72 to 2723 code for a protein of 883 amino acids. The record is from RefSeq and is a predicted model, not a curated record.
ACGGCAGUGCGCAUCCGCCGCGCUGCUGCUGCUGCUGUUGCUGUUGCACGAAGAAGAACUUUCGGGGGAAGAUGCACGAAGAGGAGGAUGGCAGCGAGACGGACUCCUGCAAAGCUCCGCGGGUCGUGGCCGCCAAGUCCGUGGACAUGGCUGAGGUGGAGAGCGCGAAGGAGCAGCAGGCUGCCUCGAGGCUGUGCGGCUAUUUGAACAAACUGUCCGGCAAGGGGCCGCUGAGGGGGUUCAGGCCGAGGUGGUUCGUGUACGAUCCGAGGAAGUGUUACUUGUAUUACUUCAAGACUCCGCAGGAUGCACUGCCACUCGGACACAUCGACAUCGGCGACGCCUGCUUCUGCUACGACGUGGAGGGAGAAGAGGGUCAGUUUGAGAUUCGCACCGCGGAGAAGGAGUUUCUCUUCAGGGCCCCCAGCAAGCAGGUAAUGCUUUACUGGCUCCAGCAGUUGCAGCAGAAGCGUUGGGAGUACAGCAGCACGCGAGGCUCCGGCCAGAGAGACAGCUGGAGCUCUCCGACCCUGUCCUUCCCUCCCACUGGCCUUGUCGGCAAAGACAAUGAUGGUUCCAUCUUUGACAAGCUGAGCAGCAGCAUGGAGAAGGUGCGUAGUGACUUUGCCAUGGAGACAGAAACAGAAGGCGGAGCAAUGGUGGGGAUCCAGUCAGCGAGAGGGUCCUUACCUGGGACCACAAACCCACUCAACUUUUCACUCAAAAACCUUGGUACAGAUCUCAGGAACUCCAUGUCUUAUCUGCGGCAAGGCAAAGGAGCUGAGAGCAGGCGCAGUGUCUUCUACACCAGUAACAACAGCGCAGAAGAGUGGGAGUUAGUGGAUGCCCCACCCAAAGACUUCCCUGAACAGAAACAGCAUCCAGACAACCAUAGACAUUCCUUCGGAUCAGCAUUUACUUUCGACUUUGUGCGCAACUCAGCGAGGCCCAAAAGGCCUCUGCUUCGGGACAUGAUGGGCUCUGGGAGGUUUGGGCGCGGCGCUGAGACACGCAGUACUGAGAGCUCCCCGGUGGAGUGUAAUGGCAGCAAACCCUUGGAGAUGCAGCUUCGUCUCCAGAGCCAGCAGGAAGAACUGAGCCGCAUGGAACAGGAACAGGCCAAACUCCGAGAGGAACUCUCCGGUCACAAGGAGCUGGUGAGACUUCUUCAGCAAACUCUAAGGACGUCUCAGUGCGACAGGCCAACAGCGCGAUGUCCGGCCCCAGCUCCUGAUGCCUCUGCAGCCACAGACCAGACUCAGACUCCCACGGUAACCCAGGAAGAAAUCACCCAGCUGGAGAGCCUGCUUCAAGAAAGAGACGGACAGAUCCAGUCGCUGUGUGGCCACAUGGAGCGCCUCGCCUUAGAGAAGGAGAGCCUGCAACAGGAGCUAAAAGGCUUGAAGAUUAAAGUGGGGGAAAUGAAUGACCAGCUGGGGAUGCUGAUGGAGACCAUCCAGGCUAAAGAUGAAGUCAUCAUGAAGCUUUCGCAGGAGAGCUCUGAGGACGACAGGAGUGCCAGUGACACCAGUUCACUGUCUCCCAACAAAGAGCAGCAGGAGCUGGACAUCCUCAAGGACAGUCUCCAAGGCUACAAAUCUCAAAACAAGUUCUUGAACAAAGAGAUCCUGGAGCUGACAGUAUUGCGCAGAAAUGCAGAGAGUAGAGAAAAGGCUUUGGAAGCAAAGUGUAUCGCGCUGGAGGCCAAGUUGUGUCAGGUGGAGAGUAAAUAUCUGGUGCUGCUUCAGGAAGUGAAAAACCCAGUCUGUUCAUCCUCAGAGCAGAAUCCUGCCCAUGACGUCAUUUCCAGAUUAUUGGAGGAUGCCCUGCAGGCAGAGGGCUCUGAACAGCAAGAACAUCCCAUCUUCAAACCAAACACUGUCAGCGAGUAUGACGUGUUUGGCUUCAAGACGGUGCCUGAAGAGGAGGAGGAGGAGGAGAAGCUGGUUGCAAAGGUGAGAGCCUUGGAGCUCAAGUCCUUGUCCAUGACAAAUCAGGAGGUGUCCGUUGGAGUGAAGUGGGAGAACUAUCUGGCCGGCACCAUGAACAGAGACCUGGUGCGCUCCCCUGAGCUCAAAUCCCUGAUUCGCUGCGGUGUUCCCCACGAGCACCGGUCCCAGGUGUGGCGCUGGUGUGUCUCCUUCCAUGUCAAAAAGUUCCGGGACCAUUUGGCAGCAGACUAUUACGAGACCUUACUGAAUGUGGCCCGGGAUAAACCCAACCCUGCUUCGAAGCAGAUCGAGCUGGACCUGCUGCGCACUUUGCCAAACAACAAGCACUAUGCUUCUCCAAGUGCAGGCGGCAUCCAGACCCUCAGGAACGUCCUGAUGGCAUUCUCCUGGAGGAAUCCGGAUAUCGGCUACUGUCAGGGACUGAACAGACUGGCUGCCAUCGCCUUGCUGUAUCUGGACCAAGAGGAUGCCUUCUGGACUCUUGUAGCCAUAGUGGAAGUGUUCAUGCCAAGAGACUAUUACACCAAGACUCUGCUUGGCUCGCAGGUUGACCAGCGCGUGUUCAAGGACCUGAUGUGCGAGAAGCUGCCCCGGCUCCAUGCCCACUUUGAGCAGUACAAGGUCGACUUCUCCCUCAUCACCUUCAACUGGUUCCUGGUGGUGUUUGUGGACAGCGUAGUGAGUGACAUUCUCUUCAAGAUCUGGGACGCCUUUCUGUUCGAAGGCCCAAAGGUGAGACACGGAAGAGAAAGUGAAAGUGUGUCUCUUUAAUUUAGGGUUAGUUUC